Corylus avellana is the source of this 2637-nucleotide messenger RNA. Its product is annotated as PI-PLC X domain-containing protein At5g67130. NCBI's taxonomy places the organism in Eukaryota, Viridiplantae, Streptophyta, Magnoliopsida, Fagales, Betulaceae. Gene Ontology annotation, biological process: lipid metabolic process. Gene Ontology annotation, molecular function: phosphoric diester hydrolase activity. The record is from RefSeq and is a predicted model, not a curated record.
UCGUUGGUGUGGUAUCAUGUGUGGCUGUUUCUUUUCCUUGGAUCAAUUUUUUUAUUUAAUUUCGACAUGUGAAAGGCAGCAAUUUAACCAGUUCUGUGUAGGGAAACUUCUGAGAGUGCGGUGCACGAGACCGGAGUUUACUCUAUAGGGGUGGGUCCGAAGGGCCUUGCCUUGAAGAGGUUUCCUAACAAAAAAAAAUUAAAAAAAUUAAAAAAAUUCAAUUUUGGACGUAAGAUUUGGGAGUAAGGUAUUUUUUUAGGAGUAAUUAUAUAAUGAACCUCAGGCUUUGACUUUAAAUAUAAAUUAAAUGUUAACAUUUUAAUUACAUAAGUCUUUACAUCAUAGGCUCAUAGUUUUAACAUUAUUGUAAAUGGGUUCCAUAAUGAGUAUUUGUUAUUAAAAAUAACUGAGUUCCAUAAUGGUACUUAAGACUAUUUGGUAAUUAAAAAAUUCUUCAUGUAAAUGCCGAGCGGUAUUUUUUAGUGCAAGAAGUUACAAAAUGAUGACAUUUUUAUUGUAUUUACCUAUAUGGGUUUUUAAUCAAUUUUUGUUUCACCCUUUUUCUAAAUUUUGCUCCUAUGAAUCAAUAUUCUGACUCCACUGUUGUACCUUAUGGCAGGAUAGUGUAUUAAUCUACGUACAUGACUAAACUAAAUCACCCGUUUCAUGGAUUAGGUUAUAAUUCUCUCAAUUUCAAGUGAAAUAAAAAUGAUUUAUUUUACGAUCAAAAUUUUACUUUGUAGUAUUUAACGGUUUACAUGGUAUUGUGUCGUUUUAAAAUUUUAAAAUGAUGUGGUAACAUAUUUUUCACGUGCAACAUAUAUACUAUUAGACACUCCACAAAUCCUACAAGAGUUGAUAGGUAUUAUAAUGUGAGCUCAAUAAAAUAACGAAAGGUAUUUUUUGAGAAAGGAUAGCCUUAAAACUUUCCAUAUUGGAUUUGUGCAGAUUAAUUUGUCAUUCUAUUUCUAUGCAUGCAUUUUGGUCCCUGCAGUACAUCAGCAGGACUUAGCCUUUUCAGCUACGCGUAGUGCAAUUCCCUUCUCUAGUCGAAUAUUGCAUUCAUCGAAAGGACUUUAAAAUCUCAUUUAUAAUCAACGUUUUCCCUUCCCCCGUAAUAUAAUUCCUUGAGAACUCCAAAUGUUUGUUGUUCCUUCCAAUGGGUUUCCUGAGAAGCUCACCAUUGGUCAUAGUUUAAUUUUUUUUUUUAAUUUCUGAGUGCUACUGGCUGCUGCCAUAGCCAAGUUCUCCAAUGGAGGAUGCAAAUGUCUGUCUUACGCUUUCAGGUUUUUCUUCGUAAUAUAAUUCCUUGAGAACUCCAAGUGUUUGUUGCUCCUAGCUUCCAAUGGGUUUCCUGGGAAGCUCACCAUUGCUCAUAUUUUCACUUUUUCUGUGUGUUACUGCUGCCAUAGCCACUUGCUCCAAUGGAAAAUGCAAGCCACUAGAUCAAUGCUCAUCGGAUGGUUGUGCGACUGGGCUCUACUGUUUCUCUUGUCCUAAAAGAUUUGAGGGUUCAAGAUGUGUAAGAUCAACCAUUACAGACCAAUUCAAGCUUCUGCAGAAUAAUUCCUUACCUUUCAACAAAUAUGCAUAUUUGACAACCCACAAUUCUUUUUCCAUUACUGGAGAGCCAUCCCAUGCCGGGGUUCCUCGUCAUACCUUUUCAAAUCAAGACGACACUAUCACGCAACAGCUAAAUAAUGGAGUUCGAGCCUUAAUGUUGGACACAUACGACUUCAUGGGAGACAUCUGGUUGUGUCAUUCGUUUAAAGGCAAAUGUCAUGCAUUCACUGCAUUUAGACCUGCUGUAGACACUUUAAAGGAAGUAGAAAUGUUCCUACGGGCAAAUCCAUCAGAAAUUAUAACACUAAUAUUAGAAGACCAUGUAGAGUCCCCAAAUGGGUUAAUGAACGUUUUCAGUACUUCUGAAUUGACAAAGUAUUGGUUUCCAGUGUCAAAUAUGCCACAAGAUGGUCAAGAUUGGCCUCUAGUCAAAGAUAUGGUAGCCAAAAAUCAUAGGCUCAUCGUCUUCACCUCCAAGAAACACAAGCAAGAAAGUGAAGGGAUAGCUUACCAAUGGAACUACAUGGUCGAAAAUCAGCAUGGGUUUGGGGGAUUGCAUCAAGAUAGCUGCCUUAACCGUGGAGAGUCAGCAUCACUCAAUGACAAAACCAAGUCUUUGGUUCUGGUAAAUUACUUUCCGUCAAUUCCAAUCAAGGAAAUCACAUGCAAAGAUAAUUCUCUAGACCUCCUUAAUAAGCUUCAAACAUGUUAUAUUGCGGCUGGUAACCGAUGGGCUAACUUUGUCGCUGUUGACUUCUACAAGAGGAGUGAUGGAGGAGGAGCAUUUCUAGCCGUGGACAGAUUGAAUGGGAGGUUAUUGUGUGGGUGCAUGUGAUGAUGUGCAUGCCUGCAUGCCAGGAUCGUCAGCAAUGUGCACUCCAUAGGAAACCAACACAAAAUUUGGAACAGGCAGUUCCAAGUAAUAAUGCUUGAAAUCUAAAUUGCGGUGUUUCACAUUGUUCAAUCAUGAUAGCCUAUAUUCCCAUGUUAAAAAACAGAGAGACUCUUGCUCCAACAAGAUUACUUCGACGAUAUAUGAAAUUCAAUUAACAUCUUGCAACCAAUUGUUUCAAA